Molecule: messenger RNA, 786 nt
Organism: Hyaena hyaena (striped hyena)
Lineage: Eukaryota; Metazoa; Chordata; Mammalia; Carnivora; Hyaenidae
Gene: TMIGD1
Product: transmembrane and immunoglobulin domain containing 1
Exons: 5
Coding region: 1-786 (261 amino acids)
Cellular component (GO): neuron projection
Source: RefSeq, a predicted model, not a curated record
AUGGCAUGGAAGAUCAGUUGCCUAAUGAGAACGUGCAGAUUUCUUCUCUUAGUGAUUUUGCGUCUGCCCUGUGAGGUGACAAGUUCUGUCUUAACUGUGAAUGAUAAAACCGAGAACUAUAUUCUGGACACUUGGCUUGGCUCCCAAGAAUCUCUGAAAUGUGCUGUUAAAAACCACACCAGAGAGGAAGAACUUCUCUGGUACCGAGGACAGGGGACGGUGGAUUUGAAAUCUGGAAACAAAAUCAACUCCAGUUCUGUCUGUGUGUCUUCCAUCAGCGAAAAUGACCACGGAACCACCUUUACCUGCAAGCUACAGAGGGAUCAGUCGGUGUCCAUCUCAGUGCUGCUGAAUGUCUUUUUUCCUCCUCUUCUGAGUGGAGAUGACUUGAAAACAGUUGAGGAAGGCAAUGAUGUGAAGUUGGUUUGCAAUGUGAAAUCCAACCCCCAGGCUCAAAUGAUGUGGUACAAAAACAGUACCAUCCUCAAUUUAGAGCAAAAUCACCGAGUCGAACAGACAAGUGAAUCUCUUCAACUGUCAAUCACCAAAGUCAAGAAAUCUGACAAUGGAACCUAUAGCUGCAUUGCAAAUUCAUCUCUGCAAAUGGAGACCAAGGACUUUCACCUCAUUGUCAAAGAUAAAGCUGUGGCUAUUCCAAUAGAACCCAUUAUUGCAGCGUGCAUUGUGGUCUUUCUGACAUUGUGCUUUGGACUGAUUGCUAGAAGAAAAAGUAUAAUGCAGCUCUGCAUAAAGGAUGAAGAUCCGCAAAGAGACACAGCUUUGUAA